Limulus polyphemus (Atlantic horseshoe crab) is the source of this 2655-nucleotide messenger RNA. RefSeq names its product MIP18 family protein FAM96A-like (gene galla-1). The coding region runs from base 1367 to 1792 and encodes 141 amino acids. NCBI's taxonomy places the organism in Eukaryota, Metazoa, Arthropoda, Merostomata, Xiphosura, Limulidae. The transcript has 6 exons. The record is from RefSeq and is a predicted model, not a curated record.
UCAGCUUUUGAGUGGAAUAUUUAUUUUUAUUUAACUGUUUUUAUGAUGUUUUAACCACUCGUGUGGCCAACAUCGGGUAACUUUCUCUAUUUUGUGAAUACUGAUUGAGCAUUUCAUUCCAAUUUAGAGAAUAUAUAAGGUGACACCUGUGUUUUGAUUUAAAUUAGGUUUUAGUUCAGGAAUAAUUGAUGCUUCUUUUAUUUUUCUUCUACUAAUGUUGUUCUCAUUGCAUAAUAUUUUAAUGUUAAUUGGAUGUUGAUUUGUUGUGCUGUGUUCGUAAAUGUGUGAAGGGGGAUUAUUAUGUUCUUUGAUGCUAAUGCUUAUGUUGCAUCCAAUUUCACCUAUGUAAGUACUAAUGCAACGAUUGCAUUGAUACUUGUAGAUGCUUCCGUUGUUGAAGUUAUCAGAAUAAACCUUCCUUAGAGGUGCUUUGAUUUUAGUGCUUGGUGUUUGAAUAAAAGUAACUUUGUUGCUUAUUUUGUAUUUUUUAUGCUUGUUUCCAAAUGUUUAUGAUGUUUUUGGUUACAAGGCUAUGAUAUGGUUAGACACCUAUUAGCUUGUCAGAGUUUGUGCAUUUUGUUUCCUUCAUGGAGUUUAUGUUGUUUUCCCUUUCUUUUUGUUCUGUUAUUGAGUUUGUUUUUAUAUUGGCUAAAGUUCUAGUAACAAUGUAUUUAUGGAGACAACAUAUGUUAAUUAAUGUGUCAGAUAUUGACUCUAGCUCAUGCUACAGAUUAUUGCUACCACAUAUGUUAAAUGCUGUGUUGUAAAUGCAUGAUAACAUGCCAAUUUCUUGUUUAGUUGAGUGGGCCGAGUCUGACUUUAUAUAGUUGUUAUCAUUACUGAUUUGUAGAAGAUUUUCAUGUUAAAACAGUUCAGUAUUUCACAAAAUAGACAGUUACCUCAUGAUAGCCACAUGAGUGGUCAAAACAAUGUAAAAAAGUUAAAUAAAAAUAAAUAUUCCACUCAAAAGCUGUAUCUUUGGAGUUUUAUUUAAAGUGGGAGGUAGCUAUAAAUAGAGCUCAGUCAAUCUGGCGUAAUGUCACUGGGGGGAUACCUCAGGGCUUAGUGUUAGGACAUUUGCUGUUAUUGAUUUAUAUCAAUGAUACAGAUGAAAAAAUGCUCAAUAUUAUAUUUUUUUAAUUUUCUGAUGGUAUUAGGGCCUUGGGUAAUGAUGGCUGCAAGGAUGCUGCUGCUUUAGAAAAUAUUUGCAUUAUUUGGUAGGUUAGACAAAUAAAUGGGAAUAACCUUAAUAGUGUUAUGGAAGAAAAGGACCUUUUGGAUUCUAGUUGAUUAGUCUCUUAAGCCAGCCAAUCAAUGUGCUGUUGUUUAUAGUGAGAAUACAGCUAUUGAAUGGAGUAAAAUUUCGAUGUACAGUAAGAAUAUGGACAAAACUAACUUUGAUUGUGAAACUCUUGUUGAAGAAAUCUAUGAUUUGGUUAAAGACAUUCGUGACCCAGAGCUUCCUCAAACCCUGGAACAGUUGGAUGUGGUUAGUGAAAGUGAUAUUAGUGUAAAACCUUUUGGAGACAGUCUGUUAAUCAGCAUACAGUUCACUCCAACGGUUCCUCACUGUACCCUAGCAACACUAAUAGGUUUGUGCCUAAGAGUCAAGCUUGAGAAAUGUUUUCAGCAUAAAUUCAAGUUGGAUGUAAAUCUGAAGAAAGGAAGUCAUUCUACUGAAGAGGAAGUUAACAAGCAGAUCAAUGACAAAGAAAGAAUUGCAGCUGCCAUGGAAAAUCCAAGUUUAAGAGAGCUCGUGGAGCAGUGUACAAAGUCCCUAAGUGACAUAUGAUGUUUAUAUAUUUUUUUAUAAUCUGAAAGAUAAACAUCAGAAUGUAACACAGAAAACAAACUUUCUGUCAUGUCUGAAAGAUAUUUUGUCUAUUGAAGGAAAACUUUGAUACUUUUGGUUACUUAUUGCUGUUAUUAUAAGUUCUUAAUCAGUAAAUGUAUAAAGAUGUUCUGUUUUAUAAAAUAUGAAAAUGGUUUAUUACAACCAAAAAGUCUUUUUUUAUUAUGUAACGUGCACUAGUUGGCAGUUCUAUCGCAUUAAUAUCCUGAUAUAAAAACUAGAACUGAUUUUUUAGAUUUUGCAGUGUUCUUACAGACAAAAACAUUCAUAGAAAAUGAUUUGAAUCUCUGAAUAUCUAGAAAUGUUCCGUGUGAAGAAGGUUAGGUUUGACAAUUUGCUCAAAUAAAACAAUAUGCUGUUACAGUGACAGAAUCGGGAAAUACAAAAGUGAUUAAAGUAGUUAUAUAUGCAACUUAUAUACCCAACUUUCAUUGAUAUGACUAUGCUUACUAGAAAAGUUUAUUUCUACAGUAUUGCAUCAUAAUAUAUGAAAUCAGUUGAUUUGAUUUUGAAAACUGAGACUUUAACUAACAUACAUGUCUGAGUUCAUUUACAGGAAAUUUUGGUAAUAUUCUGUACUCUUCUCUAUGAACAAGGUGUCUGAAAAAUUAUGUUAGUUUGAAAGUUUAACUUCCUAGUUCUUCAGGGUCAUAUUCACUUUUACUACACAGUAGUGUAUAGUAAGAAUGAAUGUGGAACUACUUGGUCUGGUUUUUGUUCUGCUUAAUUUACAUAUAGUUAUUUGAAAUGGCUGUACAUUAAAAUGCUUGAUGUCAAGUAAAUGCUGUUUCCAAAAUAUUAAA